AUGGGGAAAACUAGAUCAUGGAUUACGCCGUUCAAGAAACAGUGUUUCGUAACGGUCGGUGUAUCAGUGAACAUGGCAGCGCAUGGGUUGCUCAUCGGCUUCGCAGCGAUCCUUCUUCCCCAGCUGAGGAAGCCUGACUCUGUCAUACCGAUAGACGAUGCCUCUGGCUCCUGGAUAGCAUCGAUCCUCGGAUUCGCCCUCGUCGCCGGUAACUUCAUCGUUCCCACAAUAAUGGCCAAAUACGGCAGAAGAACUGCCAAUCUGGCCAGCCUGGCGCCAAUGCUCGUCGGCUGGUUCUUCGUCAUCCUCGCCACCAACAUAACUACUCUCCUCAUCGCCAGACUCCUUCAAGGCCUCGCCAUGGGCAUGAGCGCUUCACUCGGCCCCGUUUUGAUAGGCGAAUACACCAGCCCAAUGAAUAGAGGAGCCUUCCUCACGUUUAUAUCUUUAUCGAUAGCGACGGGUGUUCUUUGCGUCCACACCCUCGGAUCCUUCCUCACUUGGCAAGUGACUGCUCUGGUGAUCGCAUGUGUAGUUUUUGCGGAUUUAUUGAUAGUGAUGUACUCUCCAGAAUCUCCGAGCUGGCUGGCCGAUCAAGGAAGAUACGACGAGUGUAGACACGUGUUUCGCUGGCUGAGGGGACACGGUGAAGAUGAUGAGCUCGAAAAAAUGAUAGAAGCGAGCAAAAUGGUGCGAGACGCGAAAGCAUUUGAAAAAAUAUCAGACACUUUAGCAAAGAAACUAAGAAGCAAUUUUGGUUACAUAAACACGACGAUGCGAAAGAAAGAGUUCUACAAACCGAUUUUUAUAAUGAUCCACAUAUACACUUUAGGGCAAUGGGCGGGCGCUAACGUUAUAUCUGCGUAUACAAUCGAUUUAUUCAAGCAUAUUAUUGGCGAUGGGGUAAAUUUACCCCUGAUAAUGAUUACUCUUGAUAUACAGAGAAUUCUUUCGAAUAGCAUGGCCGUUUUUGUUAUCAGGAAAGUAAAGCGCCGGACUAUGUUGUUCGCAACUGUUGGGAUAAAUUUAUUUGCGUUUCUUUCAAUAGCAGUUUACACUUACUGCAAAGGGUAUAACCUGCUGCCUUUUGACCACCCUGCUAUUGGGAUAGCUCUAAUUCAUAUACACAUGUUCUCUAUAGCGACUGGCACAGUGCCGCUACCUUUCAUCAUAGCUGGAGAAUUAUUCCCGUUGGAAUACAGAAGUCUGGCUGGUGGUAUAAGCGUUCUUUUCCUCUCAUUCAAUCUGUUUUUAACGGUGAAAACUGCUCCGUUUUUAUUUAAGACUAUCGGUGUCUACGGAGCGUACAUCCUAUAUGCAUCCGUAGUUGGAUAUUGUUUGAUAGUAUCUUUGAUAUUCCUCCCAGAAACUAAGGAUAGGACAUUGCAAGAAAUCGAAGAUGAAUUCCGAGGUAGGCCGCUCUCUCCUGAAGAACUUAAGUUUACACAAUCAUUGAGUUACUUGAAUCUAUAUAAUACGGACAGAAGAUUUAGUAGUCCUCUUAUAUGA
Molecule: messenger RNA, 1509 nt
Organism: Pararge aegeria (speckled wood butterfly)
Lineage: Eukaryota; Metazoa; Arthropoda; Insecta; Lepidoptera; Nymphalidae
Product: facilitated trehalose transporter Tret1-like
Exons: 3
Coding region: 1-1509 (502 amino acids)
Biological process (GO): transmembrane transport
Cellular component (GO): membrane
Molecular function (GO): transmembrane transporter activity
Source: RefSeq, a predicted model, not a curated record